GGGCGGCGGAGCCUCGGGCUGCGCUCGCCGGGAACAAAAGGCAGCUGCUGCCCGCGCACAGCGCCGUGGCCCGGGCUCCCCGGCACCAUGGCCGGCUGCGAGCCCCGCCGCGCCCGGGCACUGCUGCUGCUGCUCGCCCUCUGCAGCCUGAGCGCUGCCCAGCCCCGCCAGCGCCAGGGUUAUUUGAUUGCAGCACCUUCUGUUUUUCGCUCUGGGGUGGAGGAAGCCAUAAGUGUGACCAUCUUCAACUCUGUCAAGGAGACCACAGUGCAGAUCCAGCUGGUGGUCAAAGGAGAGACGGUGUCACGGGGCCACGGAACAGUCCUGGAUAAAGGAACAAUUAAGCUGAAGGUGCCUUCAGGGCUUCGUGGACAAGCACACCUGAAGGUUUGGGGCAACAGGCACCUGGCAGAGGAAGGUUACAUUUUCCACAACUACACCACAGUCACCAUCGACAGCAAGGGCUCCUCAGUGUUCAUCCAGACUGACAAACCUGUCUACAAACCCAAGCAGAAAGUGUUGAUAAACCUCUUUAUGGUGACUUCUGACCUGAGGCCAGUCAACGACAGGAUUGAAGCUUAUGUGGUGGAUCCUCGGGGGUCUCGGAUGAUAGAAUGGAAUAACUUGAAGCCAUUUUGUUGUGGCAUUGUCAAUAUGACUUUUCCUCUGUCUGAUCAGCCAGUGUUUGGGGAAUGGCUCAUCUUUGCUGAGAUGCAGGGGCACACUUACAACAAAUCCUUUGAGGUGCAGAAAUACGUGUUGCCAAAGUUUGAGUUGCUGAUUGACCCUCCUCGCUACAUUCGUGACCUUUCACUGUGUGAAAAAGGAACUGUCCAUGCCAGAUACACAUUUGGAAAACCAGUGACAGGGAAGUUAAUUGUCAAUAUGACCAUAAAUGGUGUUGGAUACUACAGACAUGAAGUGGGACACCCUGUCCUCAAGACCACCCAGAUCGAUGGCUCUGCCGUGUUUGAUGUGUGUGUCAAGGACAUGAUGCCAGCAGAUGUCCCAGAGCACUUCCGAGGCACAGUCAACAUCUGGGCCACGGUGAUCAGCUCUGAUGGCAGCAAGCAGGUGACCUUUGAUGACUCCACACCUGUCCAGAAACAGCUGAUUGAUAUCAAGUACUCCAAGGACACCAGAAAACAGUUCAAACCUGGGCUGCCUUACAAAGGCAAGGUAGAAGUCACUUACCCCGAUGGAAGCCCAGCUGACAGAAUCACCAUCCGAGUUAAAGCUGAGCUCACACCAAAGGACAAUGUUUAUACAAGUGAACUGGUCUCAAGGAAUGGCCUGGUGGAGUUUGAAAUCCCCUCCAUCCCCACAGCUGCCCAAUAUGUCUGGCUGGAGACCAAAGUGACAGCAAUUGAUGGGAAACCCUCUGGGGAUCAAUAUCUGCCCAACUACUUGUCCAUCAGCAGCUGGUACUCACCCAGCAAAUGUCACAUCCAGCUCCAGGCACCAGACAAACCUUUCCAGGUGGGAGAGGAGGCCUGGAUUGCAGUCAAGUCCACAUGUCCUUGCAACUUCACUCUCCAUUACGAAGUGGCGUCACGAGGGAACAUUGUCCUGUCGGGGCUGCAGCCCAGCAAUGUCACCCAGCAGAGGAGCAAAAGAGCCACCUCAGCCUUUGAGAAGAACAUUGACCUCACACGCUUCCCAGGAACAGCUCCUGUUUCAGCACCUCCCAGCACACCUGCAGCAGAGGUGGAGGUGUGUGUGACCUUCCUGAGGUUCUCAGUCGUUCACUCCAUGGCUCCCCUGGGCCGGCUGCUCGUGUACUACGUCAGGGAGAACGGAGAGGGGGUCACAGACAGCCUGCAGUUCACUGUCAACUCCUCCUUUGAGAACCAGGUUGCCGUGGCGCUCUCGGCCAACGAGACCAGGCCUGGUGAUGUGGUGAACAUCAAGGUCAGAGCUGCAAAAGGAAGCUGUGUCUGCCUUGCCACGGUGGACAAGAGUGUCUACCUGCUCAAGACAGGCUUCCAGCUGACAGCCAGCCAGGUGUUCCAGGAGCUUGCAGAGUAUGAUGUGUCUGAUGCUUUUGGAGCUCCAAAGGAAGAGGGGCACUUCUGGUGGCCAGGCAUGUCCUCACGGAGACGCCGCAGAUCCUCCGUGUUCCCCUGGCACUGGGACAUCACCAAGGACGCGCGCUUCGCCUUUACAGAAACUGGCUUGGUGGUGAUGACUGACAUAGUCAGCCUGAACCACAGGCAGAAUGGAGGGAUGUACACAGAUGAGGCUGUCCCAGCCUUCCAGCCACACACUGGCACCUUGGUGGCCACCAUGCAUUCCAAAAUAGCACCAAGCAGAGCAGAGAAGAGGAAAAGAACCUUCUUCCCUGAGACGUGGAUUUGGCACUGCUUCAAUGUCAGUAACAGCUCAGGGGAAGCCCAGCUGCGAGUGGAGGUGCCCGACUCCAUCACCACGUGGAUCACGGAGGCCGUGGCUCUGUCUGAGGAGAAGGGGCUGGGCAUUGCCAGCCAGACAGAGCUGAAAACAUUCAAACCUUUUUUCAUCGACUUCACACUGCCCUACCACGUCAUCAGGGGCGAGCAGACCAAGAUCCCCCUCACUGUCUACAAUUACCUGGCCGUGUGUGCAGAGGUCCAUGUGAAGAUUUCUGUCCCAAAAGGUAUAAAGUUUGUUGGGCACCCUGGGAAGCACCACCUGACCAGGAAGAAGUGUGUGGCCCCUGGAGAAGCCAAACCCACCUCCAUCGUUCUGUCCUUCAGUGAGCUGGGCCUGAGCAACAUCACUGCAAAAGCUUUUGCCUAUGGUGGGACCAACUGCUGUCAGGAGGGGAUGCAGACCCUGAAGAACAGCAAACACUCAGAGGACUCUUACAUGGACAAAAGGACCCCUGUGGGGGUGGAUUAUGUUCGCAGCAGUGUCAUUAUUGAGCCAGAGGGACUGUCCAGAGAAUACACCUACAGUGUGUUCUUCUGCCCAAAUGAGAAAAUACACAUUUCCACACCUAACAAAUAUGAGUACCAGUACAUGCAGAAACCAGCCCAGAUGAGGCACUUUGACAUUGCUGUGAAGGCCCACAACGAUGCCCACCUGGCCCUGUCCUCUGGCCCCCACGACAUGGCAGAGAUGACAGAGAUCGUCAUUGGGGGACAGCAAAACACCAAAACUUGGAUUUCCACCAGCAAAAUGGGAGAGCCAGUGGCCAGCAGGGACACACCUGGCAUCCUCUCCUGGGAUGAAUUCCGCAGCUUCUGGAUCAGCUGGAAAAAUGGAGUUAUCCAGGUUGGCCACGGUACUCGGGUGCUAAACGAAUCUAUUAUUGUGGAGUGGACAGUCCCCAAACAGCUUGAGGUGAAGUACAUUGGCUUUUCCACAGGCUGGGGGUCAAUGGGAGAGUUUAAAAUUUGGAGAAAAGAAGAGACUGAUGAAAAUCACAAUGAAGCAUUUACUCUUGGAGUUCCCCACAACAUAAUUCCAGGAUCAGAAAGAGCUACGGCUUCAAUAAUAGGAGAUGUGAUGGGUCCUACUCUGAACAACCUGGACAACCUGCUGAGGUUGCCCUUUGGCUGUGGGGAGCAGAACAUGAUCCAUUUUGCUCCCAAUGUCUUUGUCCUGAAAUACCUGCAGAAAACCAAGCAGCUCAGCCACGAGGUGGAGGUUGAAGCUACCGAUUACCUUGUUCAAGGCUACCAGCGCCAGCUGACCUACAAGAGGCAGGACGGCUCCUACAGUGCUUUUGGGGAGAGGGACUCAUCAGGGAGCAUGUGGUUAACAGCUUUUGUGCUCAAGUCCUUUGCUCAGUCUCGUGGGUUUAUUUUCAUUGACCCCAAAGAACUCACAGCUGCCAAAGACUGGAUAAUCCAGCACCAGAAAGAAGAUGGUUCUUUCCCUGCUAUGGGCAGGAUUCUAAACAAGGACAUUCAGGGUGGGAUCCAUGGGAAGAUCUCCCUGACAGCUUAUGUGGUUGCAUCUCUUCUGGAAACAGGUGUCACUUCUGAGGAAGAAAGAACAGCUGUUGACAAAGCAAAACAUUUCCUGGAGUCCAACCUGUACUCAGCAGAGGACCCCUACACGACGGCCCUGAGCGCCUACGCCCUGAGCCUGCUGCACAGCCCCUCUGCGGCUGCCAUGCUGCGCAGGAUGAACAGCAUGGCCAUCACCCAGGAUGGCUUUACACACUGGAGCCUCACAGGAACCCUUGUCACUGAUGAAGACACCUUCAUGGGCUUUAAUGAUGGACUCUCCCAAUCAGUUGUUUCUGCAGAAGUGGAAAUGACAUCUUAUGCCCUUCUGACCUACACGCUCCUGGGAGACGUGGCCUCCGCACUCCCUGUGGUCAAGUGGCUCUCACAGCAGAGGAAUGCACUGGGAGGAUUCUCAUCUACCCAGGACACCUGUGUGGCCCUGCAGGCUCUGGCUGAAUAUGCCAUCCUUUCUUAUGUUGGAGGAGUCAACCUGACCAUUUCCUUGGCUUCUACUAACCUGGACUACCAGGAGACCUUUGAGCUUAACAAGAUGAAUAAAAAAGUCCUUCAGACUGCAGUGAUCCCCAGUAUUCCAACAGGGCUGUUUGUGAGUGCCAAAGGUGAAGGCUGCUGUCUGAUGCAGAUCGAUGUCACUUACAAUGUACCUGAUCCUAUUGCCAAGCCAGCCUUCCAGCUCCUGGUGAACCUGAAGGAGCCCAAGGCAGAGCAGCACCUGCAAGCCCCAGCCCCGCUGCGCUCGGGCUCUGCUGCCCAGAACCGCCCUGGAGCCCUGCACAGGGACAGGGCCCUGGGGGACGACGAGGACCCGGCCUCGGACCAGGACCACCGCGAGUACAAAGUCAUCCUGGAGACCUGCACGAGAUGGCUGCACUCUGGAUCCUCAAACAUGGCUGUGCUGGAAGUGCCUUUGUUCUCGGGGUUUCGGGCAGAUAUUGAGAGCCUGGAGCAGUUAUUGAUGAACAAGCAAAUUGGAUUAAAAAGAUAUGAAGUGGAUGGAAGAAAAGUCCUAUUUUAUUUUGAUGAGAUUCCCAGCCAGUGCAUGACCUGUGUGAAGGUCCAAGCUUUCAGAGAGCACAUAGUUGGGAAAACAGCCCCUGUUCCUAUCAAAGUGUACGAUUACUACGAGCCAGCUUUUGAAGCCACUCGUUUCUACAACGUGAGUGAGAACAGCCCCCUGGCCCGGGAGCUCUGCGAUGGCCCAACCUGCAACGAGGUGGAAAGCUCAGCCAGCCAGUGGGUUGGAUUUGUCCACUCUGGCCCUUGCAACAACAUCUUUGGCUGCCUGGAGGAUGAGUACUUCGAGCAGUGCCUGUGCUCGCGGGACUGCGGCUACGACGGGGAGCCCGUCUGCGGCUCCGACGGACACAUCUACCCCAACCACUGCCAGAUGGAGGUGGCAUCGUGCAGGAACAACACCAGGAUAGAGCAGAUGCCCAUGUCUCAGUGUUCUGCCUCCAAGAACUUGCCAGAAGAAAGGGAGACACAUUCCCACACAGCUGAGCAGCCCAGUGUUCCCCAGACUCCAGCAGCUCCCGCGGCCCUGCUCGCCCCGGCAGCCGAGGAGGGGUCCCCCCUGCACACAGACCUGUCCUACUACUCCUACGAGUACGACCCCGACGCCUUCGCCGUGGAAUCCGACGUGUUCGAGGUGGUGGCGGAGCUGAGCACGGCCGGCAGCUCGCGGGACGGGGACGGCGGCCAGGGCGAGGCCGCGCCGGCGGAAUGAAAUACGUAAUUUAAAUAAAGAGAAGAGGCUCAGAAUCGACUCCUGUAUGAGUUUGUUCCUCCAGACGACCUGCUGCAGAACAGAAUCUGAAUGAUGACUACUUCCUGAUGCCCUCAGAACUGUAGGCUUUGCUGCCCCUUGGGACAGAUCUGGAACUCUAAGGGGGACACUCAGCAUUAUUUUUCUGUCCAUUUUCCUGCCUUCUGUGCAUCCUCUUUGGAGCCCUUCCAGUGAUGAGAGACCAAUAUGCUGUGCCCUCUAGGUGAGAAAAGUAGGGGCUGGAAUUCAAACCUAUAGAGCAUUUCCAAGUGUUUUCUCUGCUAUCAGGAUAUUCUGCAAAUGCCAUUUCCUAGCUACACUUAGAAGCUAAGUCCAGGCCUUGUGCUUAGCUGAACUGCUGUUUGAGGAAAGAUGGCUGCGAAGAUUUUUGCUCAAAUUAUAAUAAUAAAAGUCAGUGUGUUUUGCCAAUUAUGACAUAGCAAGAGGCUACUCAUCUUCCCCAGCCCAUCAGUCUGCUGCACCCAGGAAAGGAACACUUCCCUGUGGCUCCACAAUUCAGAGAAACUCUUGGGAGGUACAUUUUACCUGAGAAAACUGAAAUCCACUGCCAGGGCUGAAAGGCUUCAUGUCAGCUGCUCUCUGCAGUCCUCAGGUGGGCGUUUGCAGCCUCAGCAGAGGCAGGGAUGAGGUGGGGGAGCCCUCUUUGUGUUGCACUAUGUGCUGACAGGGGCUGCUCGCAGCCUUCUCAGCCCCUUUCCUCCUCAAAGCCUGGCCUGAAAAUUAACCUGGCUGAGGCACAGCCCUUUUUAAAUGUUUGCCUGACUUCACCAACCUCUUUUAUUUUGCUCCCACUGGCAUCCAGCACAGCAUGUUCUGGUCCUGGUACUCCCUGCCCAGGCCCUGGCUCUGCUGGCAGUACCAAUCCCUGGUGUCACAGGCUGGACUCCCUCGGUCUGACCUGCCCCAAGCAACGUGGCAAAACUUAAAAAGAAAAGCUUUGUGUUUCCAAAAGCGCAGGAGCCAAGAUUUUUGAGUUUCCCUUCCUGCCUGGAGCAGCAUUGUUCUCUUUGGAGGAGUUAUAUGCAAUUGCCUCUUGCAAAAUAGUGUUAAUAUUUUAUCUUCCCACUUCUAUUGUUACCAGGACCCAGAGCAGGGUGGAAACUCCUUUUGAGAGUGUUUAUUGGUGAAUGGAAACGGAAAAAAAAAAGCCCAGCUCCAUUCAUUUUUAAGGCUUGUUUACACAGGAACCAUGACAAGAAUAUAUCCCAGUAUAGACAUUCCAUUCCAGAAUAAAGACAAGUUUAUUCCAGAAAAAUGUCCACAUGGGGACAACCAGGAGGUAAUCCCAGAGGUUGGGCAUGUGUAGUUUCCAGCCCUUUUUGUCUGGGGCCAGACAUUUGCAGAAUGCAGUUGACAUGAUGAAGGUCUGGGUCUCAAAGUUCCCAGAAAUUUCAGAGCUGCCUCGUUGGCAGCUUUGCCAGCCUUCCCUUGUGGCUGCUCCCAGGAUCCUGCUGUGGGCUGAGGGUUCUUGCCCAUGUCUGGGGUGUGCAGGGACAGAUCCUGCCCUCACCCUGGCAGCUGCAUUCCUGCCUGGCAGGUAAAUAAAUGCCUUUAAACUAAAUUCCACCUCCUGCAAGCAACUGUCCUGGCAGGCACUGGCUAUUGUGUACACACACAGGACUGAGUCAAUAUUUAUCCCUGGGUAAAUAACAGGCCUAGUGUGAGCUGCAACAAGAUUUCUUUUUUUUCUUUUUUUUUUUUCCCCCUUUUUUAAAACUCAGAAGUGCACAAUACAAACCCUGCUGUUUGCUGGUUCAGGCUGCAGCUGUUUAGUGCUGUGAGCUGGGAGAAUGAGGCAUUUGGUCACCCUGGUAAUGUCUGUGACUGGCUCCAUCCAGGGGAUGGGACCUUUGCUCUGGAUUCCUCAUUCUCCUGUCCUCAGUCCCUUUUCUGGUUUUCCUUUCCUGGUCUCUCUCACCCCCUGUACACCCAGUGAAUGCUGCUGGAGAGAUAUUUGAAUUUGUUUUAACUUGCUUGGUCCUCUCACAGAUCCUUGGGCACUCAGACCUCCCCCUGGGAUGAGGAGAUGAGGGUGGGGAGUUCCAGCCAAGAAUUAAACCUGCCUUUCUUCACUUUCUUCAGGCUCUGGGACAUGUACUGUCCUAAUUCCAGAUGCAGACAUCCCCCUGGUCCUGCCAGGUAAAUAAUUCCUGCUGGUGGUGCCAGCCCAUCAAUCAGAGCCUUGUCUGAGGGGUCUCUGUGCCAGUGCUUGAGGCAGAGGAGUCUGGCUUCUGUUUUGCAAUUCAAAGUAAAACCAGAGAGCCCUGGACCCUCAGAAAGCAAAGGCAGAGCAGCCUUAAUGUCCUGAGAGCCAGACAGAGCAGGGCAGUGUGUGGGAGGGCAUGGGACAGGAUUUCUGGAUCCUGACUUCACUCCCAGUGCUUCUUCCCAGCCUUGGCACUUCCAGUCCAUCUGCUCUUGGCAGCCUCUGCCUCCCCCCACUUUUGCUACACCAAACCAGCUCCUCUUUGUAGCUAAAAAGAAAAAAGGUGGUUUUAUUUAAGGAAUUGAAUCAAGGAACCUGCAGUUAGACCACUGUGGUUGCCUUUUCCCCCAUCACAGGAAUAAAGGAGGUCUCUGCUCUCUUCUCCACCCCAGCUGAGGGUCCAGAGCUUUCCCCUAUCCCACAUUUGCUGUUCAUGUUUCUAGUAACCAUCAUUAAUUCUUAUCUAGGGAAAAAAACAUCAUAGAUUGUUUUUCCUCCAUUCUUCAACAUCCUGCUUGGAAUACAGAAACUUUAGGUGUGGAUCCCUGGGCAGCACUGGACACAGCACAGCUGUGCAGACUCAAAGCUGUUCACAGGCUUUGGCCCAGUUCUGGCUCUGAAGCUGAUCAGUCUCCCUCCUGUCCCUGAGAGCACAAGGACAUCUCAGGCUUCCACUUUGUGCACCUCAGCAUGUCAGUUUAGGAAGAAGGAUUGGUUUUCAGUUUUUUUCCACCAAGGAAAAGACCAGCUGGGUGCUGGAAAAACCAGCAAGGCCAGCUGCUGCUGCUUUGGGUUGUUUCUGGCUUAGAGACAUUUGCCUCCCUCUGUCAGAGAGAUGCUUCUCCUUUCCUUUUCCUGAUGGUCCCUCACUGCAAAAGAAGAAAAGUGCCAGUGGGUUUUUAAGACACAGAAAUCGCUUCUUCCAUCGAGUUCUGUGACUGAAUAGCUGCAGCAGUGCUAGUUAUCAGUGAUUGAUGCUUGCAAUCCUUUCAAGGAAAUGAAUAUUUAUAUAUUUGUAACUGUACAUUAUGCAGAGUAAUCAUUACCAUGGUAUUUAUUUUAAAGCAAUAGUUCCCCUUGUUCUUUUUUGUCCUGUGUUUUGGUCUUGCCUCUUCCCCUCCCUCUUAAUCAGCCUCAGUAGAAAGCAAAUACCAGAAGAAUGUUCAGCUUGCUUGAGGAACAUCCCCAACACACCAGCAAUUGCUUUGCUCAGCUGACUGUUGACAUUUAAUGAACAAUAACCUGGUUUUCAUUAUUGUGAAUAGAGCAACUAUUUAGAAAACCUCUACCAACCUGGGUUUGGGGCUUUUUUAGUGGCUGCUGUUUCUGAGUGCCCAGAGCCCAGCUUUGUGUUUCCCCUGCCUUUUGCCUCCCCCACACAGGUACACACAAACAGCUCUCUGACCAGUUGUUGGUUUGUUCACACACAUCUUAGCAAGUCUGAGUCCAGAAAAGUGUUUGUUUUAGAUUCUGAUAAAUAUUUUAUUAAAAACCGAUUUUAAGACAA
This is a messenger RNA of Parus major (Great Tit), 9458 nucleotides long. RefSeq names its product C3 and PZP like alpha-2-macroglobulin domain containing 8 (gene CPAMD8). The transcript has 43 exons. Gene Ontology annotation, cellular component: extracellular region. Bases 88 to 5685 code for a protein of 1865 amino acids. The record is from RefSeq and is a predicted model, not a curated record. Gene Ontology annotation, molecular function: protein binding; endopeptidase inhibitor activity. NCBI's taxonomy places the organism in Eukaryota, Metazoa, Chordata, Aves, Passeriformes, Paridae.